Adineta steineri is the source of this 717-nucleotide messenger RNA. Lineage: Eukaryota; Metazoa; Rotifera; Eurotatoria; Adinetida; Adinetidae. The record is from the annotation of a GenBank genome assembly.
AUGGGAGAAGCAAGUUUUAAAUUUAAUGACAAAAAUCAACAAGCAAUUAUCGAUCUAUUUGGUGAUCGUGAAAUAAAACCGAUUCAAGAAGAACUUGGCCGAGUAAAUGUCAAUCCAAUAAGAGAUCAUGUCAAAUUUUUAAUGAAAAAAUUAUUCAUAAUUAUCUUCCUAUUUAUUGUUGCUAUUAUUGGACUAGUUUCAUUAAUUAUUGGUGUUAUUGCGUACAAACGACAAUGUUAUUUACCUCGUCAACCAUCACUUCCAAUUUGGUUACUUGUAUUAGGUUCUACGAGUAUAAUUCUUAUCAUUGCAUUGAUUAAUUUGAUUUUAGUAGCAACAGUUAUUAAAUAUAAGACUAGUGAAAAAGCAUUUCGUCGUGCGUUUAUGAUUAUAGUUGGUAUUGGUGGUGGUGUUUUAAGUUGGGCAGUUGGGCCGGGUUCACAAGCAAUGUUCUACUUACCUUCUCGUUCAUCAGACUGUUUAGUCUUUUUUUCAUUUAUUUAUGGUAUAUAUUGUAUCUACAAAUUCUGGUCACAUUGUUGUUGUAAAAACAAAAAAGGAAAAAAUCAAGUUGCUGUUGUUGUUGUACCAUUACCAUCAAAUGGUACUCAAAACGAUUUGCCUAAUGUUAUUGAUGCAAUCGUGCGUGAAGAAAAUAGUGUUAUUCCUAUGAAAACAAGUUUACCAGUCGAUGAUUCUAUUAAACGUGAAAAUUAG